UGACCGGUGACUAUUAAUAGAUGGCGUGAUCGGACUUUAACUGUUGUGUAUUUAGCUACUGUUGAAUGUUGAUAAGUGGGAAAUUGGGAGAAAAUGGCGAGAAUAUUAGAUAUUAUAUUUUUUUCAUACUUUGCCUCACAUAUUUCAAUCACAUUUUUCGUUGACAUGCAAGCCAUGUUUCCAAAAUGGAUGUUUCCCAAAGCAUGUGUGGAGUUAAAAGAAUGGUAUACACAUGCGGCUCGAGAUCCGUUAAUGGGGGAUCCAAAACCCUGGUUUAUAUCAUUCUGUUUUUGUGAAAUCACCAUUCAACUAGUGUGUUUCUUCCUGGGGGUUUACGUCUUUUAUAAAGGUGUUGAGAAAUGUAAAUGGAGUCGAAUCCCGCUGAUGUUAUAUGGCAGUCAUACCGCCACCACCGUAUUCUGCAUUGCCUUUGAAAUUCUGUUUGGAGAUUUUAGGGGCUACAACCAUCCAGCGCCAAGAAAUAUGAACGAACGUUUGUUUCUACUGGCUAUUUAUAGUCCGUAUCUAAUUAUACCACUGUUGCUAGUAUUUGAUACAGUCUUUAGCCCCCUCUAUCGGGAAACAAAAAUAACAACAAACGGUAAAACUAAGGUGAAGUAACUCACAAGUCUUUUAUCAAAUUAAAGGGACAUAAGUUCUUUGAAUUGAUUGACAAAAUAAACUUUUAAGUUCGUGUAUUGCAUGAAAACGAUUAUAUCGACAUCAUUGUUUACGUCCCUAAAACUUUCCACUCAAAUUCUAAGGCCCGAUAUCCAUAGAUCGACCUCCUUGAAUUCCACUCAAAUUUUGAAUUUUAUUUAUAUAACCUUGGCCUGUUUUAAUUACAAACUGCAAAUUGUAGUCAAAGUUACUCUUACAGUCAAUAAAAUUUAGAAAAAAAAAUCUGACGUCUUCUUCGGAACUAACUUGUAUUAUAAUUGUUUGAACAAAUGCAGUUUAUCAUAAAUUUUAUAAUAGUUCACUGUGUUUAUUUCACUUGUCAUGUAAUUUAAUUAUUUAAAUCCUGCCCACCAUUAAGGCCACGUGGAAUUGAAUUCUUGUUCUUCCUGAACACCUAUUAAAAAUUCCAGUCUGAUUAAAACACAGAUACUAUUUCGUUUCGUUUUUUAUAAUUUAAAAUUUCGUUUUACUUAAAUUGUCUUCACAACAAUAGGAUCUGGAAGAGUUGUUAUAGAACAGGCGUUCUAGUUGAUGAGGAACUGUGGGUAAACCCCUAGAAACGUCAACGCUAAUUGAUCUAUCAAUGCCUGACGUAAUAGGGCCAAAUUCCGCUCGUAUGACCUCUGACGCGACCUCCCACUACAACUGGUAGUGUAGGCCAUGGAAAGUAUAUAAAAAACGAAACGAAAUAUAGAUCUGUAUUUUGUGGACCUGCUCCAUUUAAUUAAAACACUAAAUAUUGCAUCAAAGCUUCAUUUCACCAUAUUUUAUAAUUUCAUGCGACAGACUGUCGUUUUGUUUUGUCACGUGUGCAUGAAUUUAUUUGUACUAUUUGUGAUAUAUAUGUGCCGUUCUUUAUACAAAUUGAUAACCUAAAUCAUAAUCCGUUGUAUAUUUCACUCAACACGGGGAUUAUAACGUUGUAUAUUUCACUAAACAUGGGGAUUAUAACGUUGUAUAUUUCACUAAACAUGGGGAUUAUAACGUUGUAUAUUUCACUAAACAUGGGGAGUAUAACGUUGUAUAUUUCACUAAUGGGGAUUAUAACGUUGUAUAUUUCACUAAACAUGGGAAUUAUAACGUUGUAUAUUUCACUUAUCAUGGGGAUUAUAACGUUGUAUAUUUCACUAAACAUAACGUUAUUGCUUUCUUUAUCAUUAUCAAUAGUAUUUAACAAUAGUAGCAACUUAAAGAGGUGCCGAUGUCGUCCUUGCGAUACAAUGCGACUGUGUGCGAUUGGGUCUGAUGCAGCUUUGAGUGUUCCCAAUUUAUCUAUUGAUUGUCUUUUUCGAUUAAAAUAUCAAGCUACCCUAUCCUUCUAUUUAGUGACGGGUUCAUGUGAACGGCAGGAUAUGCUUACCCUGUCUCUAACAUCUGAUACCACCUAGCUAACAUAUUGUUAUUGUACUUAUUUUUAUAUUAAGUUGAAAUCGAACUGUUUGGCUGUAUUAAUAUCGAUAAGAUAAACUAUGUUCAGAAGAAUGUUGAAUGUUUGUGAAUAUGUAUAUGUGGUUUUAUUAUUGUGGAUGUUUCCAGUAAUAAAUAGAGUUAUCUUUAGUAAA
Patella vulgata (common limpet) is the source of this 2243-nucleotide messenger RNA. Its product is annotated as sigma intracellular receptor 2. The record is from RefSeq and is a predicted model, not a curated record. Lineage: Eukaryota; Metazoa; Mollusca; Gastropoda; Patellidae. The coding region runs from base 94 to 621 and encodes 175 amino acids. Gene Ontology annotation, cellular component: endoplasmic reticulum. The transcript has 3 exons.